Molecule: messenger RNA, 2017 nt
Organism: Fusarium graminearum PH-1
Lineage: Eukaryota; Fungi; Ascomycota; Sordariomycetes; Hypocreales; Nectriaceae
Exons: 2
Coding region: 316-1896 (526 amino acids)
Molecular function (GO): protein binding
Source: RefSeq, a predicted model, not a curated record
GUUCGCCAUGCACAUCAAAGAAACGGUCCGGCAUGCCGAUGCCGAUAUCGAUAUCGAUAUCCUUACACGGAUGAGCUACAGCUACAGUUACACUUACAGCCAUUGACUCUUGGCUGGCUGACCCUUCCAACCUAUCUACCUAUACGGACGGGUUAUCCGUAAAUCCUAUUCACAUCACUACCGCCGUUACGGUACACUACCUAUUACACUCGCUGAUCUACCCGGCCAACCCCUGCAAUUCUCCUGCCCUGGGUUGGAUCCCAAAUCUAUCACUGCACCCAAAUCCUAUCCCACUUCGCUUCAUGGUACAACAUCAUGUCCUCCAGUCUGCCAGUCCUGGCUCCCCGGCUCCCGGGCUGUCCGCCACCGGUGGAUGACAGGACAUACACAAAAGAGCACUCCGAGGAUGAGUGGGAGUCCAUGCGCGAAAUCAUCAAGAAGCUUUACAUCAAAGACAACAGGAAGCUGAACGAAACCAUGGCCAUUCUGCAGGCGAGAUAUGGUUUUGCAGCAACAGAACAGAUGUUUAAGAAGCGUCUAAAGAAAUGGAACUUGAGAAAACGUACAUAUCGAAAAGGUGCAUCUAAUAAUUCUGCAGCGCCCACUCCUGUGGCAGAGGUCGAGGCAGACACGCAAGCAAAGAUGGAAAUGGAUACGGAUACAAACACAAGAGCCGAAACAGAGGACACCGAGACUACUUUUGAACAUUCUGGCACAAGCACUGUUGAUGACCACGACUCCUCUUCAUCUUCAACAUCUCCAGAAGAGCACCGAGAUCAGGAUGACACAAGCAUGGCCAUGACCCUGGUUCGGCCAUCAAAUACAGGGCCCUACGCCAAUCUCGAGCAAGUUCUCGGCAGCGUUUUCAAUUGGAGUCAGUCCAAGCUAGAAUUCCUCCCCAACAUAUCAGAUCCCAUGUCGGCCUACCUAGCAAAUCCAAACUCACCCCCUAUUCAGGACAGCCGCACAAUGUACCGGAUCUUCGAGCUCGUUUUCGACCUAUGGUACCAUGGCAAGGGAGACCUUGCGGGGAUGGCUGCACGACGAGGGUUCUACGUGCUCGAGUUUGUUCUAAGCGAGGACCACCCCGACCUAAUCUGGCACGUACUAGAUACGAUCUUUGAUAUGGUGGACAGGGGGCAUCUUCAACUCAUGGGCCUGUUUGUAGACCACGCUACAGUACUUGCAAAACGACAACUUCCCGCUCAGCAUCCUCUCCUUCUCAUUCUCCAACAACUACGGAAUGUCGAUUACCACUCGGAUGAGGGGCGGAGUUACUUGUGCCACUUACUGCGCCAAGCCUGGCUACGAAACGUCGAUCUUUUGGGGCAACACAUCGAAACGUCAGAUUCGCAUCGGCUUUGGCUUUACGAACAACUGAUAUGGGAUGGAAGGACACGGCUGCGCAAAGGGAGCGAGCUAGGCAAAAGACAGGAAGCCAUGUACCAAGCCCUGGAGAGAAUGUCUGAAGCGCAAACCCAAACGUCAAGGGCAGUUGAUGCAGAUUGGUUACGAGUCGAGGCAUUGCGACUAGAAUUCACACAGAUGGACGUCGGCGACAAAGUCAAAGCUGAAGAGCUCGCCGUCAACCUACUCGACCUCACCAGAACCGAUUCAGGACCCAGGUCCAACGACCGAUUUCACGCAUACGCAUGCAAGAUGCUGGCCCGAGUGCAGGAGGCGAAGAAAGAUUGGACAAUGGCUGAACAAAACCUAAAGCAUGCCAUCUCUAAGAGAGAGUCGGCGCAUGGAGGCGACAACAACUUGCGCGUCAUCCGUGACAUGUGGGUGCUGGCAGCACAUUACCAGAAAGCUGGACGAGUAGUGGAUGCCAACAACAUCACGGCCGAUGCGCUGUCAAGAGCCCAGAGGUUUCUGGAGCAAGGGAUGGAAUGAAGUAUCUGUCAUACAAAAAAAGCCACCGGAGAACUCCAUGUAAACGAUAUACGGAUUUGGAGAAAGAACACGACUUGUUGGUUGGCUGAAUAUAGCAUGACACGGAGAUAAGACGGGAACA